Aspergillus calidoustus is the source of this 1931-nucleotide messenger RNA. The record is from the annotation of a GenBank genome assembly. Lineage: Eukaryota; Fungi; Ascomycota; Eurotiomycetes; Eurotiales; Aspergillaceae.
GGAAAAUAAUAGGAGCAAGUAAAUAAAGUAUGGAACGCUAAGCUUCCCUAAGUAGACCCUGCUGUACUCUAUGUGACCGUGUUCUCAAAAUUCACCUUGUUCCGUCGGUAAUUCCCCCUCUCGUAGCCGUAUAGUUGACCCAAAACUAGGCGACCUCAGGGACCCUUCAGAUUUAGCUCCUCUUUGAGAUACCUUGGGGUCUUGAGCCGAACUACACCAUUUCCUCUUCUGAUGCUUGAGCUCUCCUAUCCUCAGUCGCCGCCUAUACCCAUUUCUAACUCUUUGUCGAGCACCUCCCUUCCGUCGCCCGGGAGAGCACAACACCGACUAGUGGUUUCGCUGGCCUAAACUCGUCCCAAGAGCUCCUGACGUCCGCCUUUCUCCCCCGACCACUCCUCCCCCGUCCUCCGCCAUGGCAUCGGCCAUUUUCUUCCUCGAUCUGAAGGGCAAGACCCUCCUAGCCCGAAACUAUCGCGGAGACAUUCCCAUGUCCGCCGUUGAGAAAUUCCCCAUCCUCCUCAGUGACGCUGAAGAAGAAAGCUCCGCUGUACCUCCGUGCUUCUCUCACGAAGGAAUCAAUUACCUCUACAUCCGUCAUAGCAACCUCUACAUCCUCGCCCUGACCAAGAAGAACACCAAUGCGACUGAAAUCCUCCUCUUCCUCCACAAGGUUGUGGAAGUAUUCACAGAAUAUUUCAAGGUGCUGGAGGAGGAGAGUAUCCGUGACAACUUCGUCAUUAUCUACGAAUUGCUCGAUGAGAUGAUGGAUUUCGGCUACCCACAAACCACGGAAAGCAAGAUCUUACAAGAAUACAUCACACAAGAAUCACACAAGCUCGAAGUGCAGGCACGACCGCCCAUCGCAGUCACCAAUGCCGUCUCCUGGCGAAGUGAAGGCAUCCGCUACCGCAAGAACGAAGUCUUUCUGGAUGUCGUCGAGUCGCUCAAUCUUCUGGUUUCCGCGACUGGCAACGUGCUACGGUCGGAGAUCUUGGGUGCUAUCAAGAUGAAGUGCUAUCUCAGUGGGAUGCCGGAGCUUCGUCUGGGGUUGAACGACAAGGUUAUGUUUGAGACUACGGGGCGUGCCACGCGAGGCAAGGCCGUUGAGAUGGAGGAUGUGAAAUUCCACCAGUGCGUCCGAUUGUCGCGUUUCGAGAACGACCGAACCAUCAGCUUCAUCCCGCCGGACGGAGAGUUCGAGCUGAUGAGCUACCGUCUGAACACACAAGUCAAGCCUCUCAUAUGGGUUGAGUGUCUGGUCGAGUCGCACUCUGGUUCUCGAAUCGAAUACAUGCUCAAGGCCAAAGCCCAAUUCAAACGCCGCAGCACCGCCAACAAUGUCGAAAUCCUCGUCCCAGUCCCCGACGACGCCGACUCCCCGCGCUUCCGCACAAACAUCGGAACAGUGCACUACGCGCCCGAAAAGUCCGCCAUUGUCUGGAAGAUCAAGCAGUUUGGCGGCGGCAAGGAGUUUCUCAUGCGUGCUGAGCUCGGUCUCCCAUCUGUCAAGGGCGACGACGAGCACGGCGGUGGCAUGACUGGCGGCUUCGGAGGAAGCAUGGGCGGGACUCUCCAGGGGAAAGCGAAGAGACCCAUCAACGUCAAGUUCGAAAUCCCAUACUUCACUACUAGUGGGAUCCAGGUGCGGUAUUUGAAGAUUACGGAGCCAAAGUUACAAUACCCCUCCCUUCCAUGGGUCCGAUACAUCACACAGUCUGGGGAUAUCGCUGUCCGUAUGCCUGAUGUACAAUGAUGUAAAGACUUCUUUUCUUUCUACCCCUUUCCCCCCUAAUCUUCUGUCCAUUUGCGCCUGCGUCGAUUAUGUGCGUUAUAGUUCAAAUAGAUGAUUCUUCUUCUUCUUCGUUAUUUUCCUUGUCUCAUGUGGUAGGGGCGCGGAAGGUGGUGUUGGUGGUGUUGGUGGUGAUUUCCGG